AUGAAAGGACCUGUCCCCAUCCAGGACGUCAUGGCAAGUGACACAGAGCCCUCCAACACCAUCAAACUGCUGCACCUGCUUUUCCUCUCCACUUCCUGGGGAAUGCAGGUCUGGGUGACCUUCGUGGCCGGGUUUGUGAUGAGCAGACACCUUCCUCGCCACACCUUUGGCUCCAUCCAGCGUGAGCUCUUCCCCUACUACUUCCACAUCAGCUCCACUUGUGCCUUCCUCAACCUGACCCUGUUUGCCAUGUCCCACCCCAGCGAGCGGCUCAGCGAGGAGCACACGACCCAGGCCAUCAUCUUCUUCAUCUGCACCGCCGCUUCCGUGCUGAACACGCAGUGGUUCGGGCAGGUCACCUCCGACGUGGUGGUCAAGCUGCAGCUGGUGGAGCACAGCCACGGGCUGGGGCAGGAGCUGGGGCAGGAGCUGGGGCAGGAGCUGGGGCAGGAGCUGGGGCAGGAGCUGGGGCAGGGGCAGGCAGCCAGCGAGCCCCGCCGGCAGCUCCGCGCCUCCAACCCCAGCUACAGGCAGCUGGCCCGGCGCUUCGCCCUCUACCACGCUCUGUCCUCCCUCUGCAACCUCCUGUGCAUCGUGUGCAAUGGGCUGAGCCUGCACCGCCUGGCUGCCCAGCUCUCUGCCCUCUGA
Messenger RNA from Cinclus cinclus, 648 nucleotides. RefSeq names its product transmembrane protein 205 (gene TMEM205). The record is from RefSeq and is a predicted model, not a curated record. The transcript has 3 exons. The coding region runs from base 1 to 648 and encodes 215 amino acids. NCBI's taxonomy places the organism in Eukaryota, Metazoa, Chordata, Aves, Passeriformes, Cinclidae.